Messenger RNA from Babesia microti strain RI, 1353 nucleotides. Its product is annotated as nuclear protein localization protein 4 homolog. Gene Ontology annotation, biological process: ubiquitin-dependent protein catabolic process. The record is from RefSeq and is a predicted model, not a curated record. Bases 1 to 1353 code for a protein of 450 amino acids. Gene Ontology annotation, cellular component: nucleus. Gene Ontology annotation, molecular function: ubiquitin protein ligase binding; ubiquitin binding. Lineage: Eukaryota; Apicomplexa; Aconoidasida; Piroplasmida; Babesiidae. The transcript has 7 exons.
AUGUCAAUCGUUGUUCGUAUAUUUUGUCCUACCGGAAUCAUUAGGGUUACCUUACCUACUGAUUCCAUGCUUAGUGAUUUAAUGUCUGAGAUUGCGGAGCGUACCGGUGUGCCUAUAGAGAAACAAUGUCUGUCCAUAGCCCCCUCCGACACAUCUAUUGAUCCCAAUGUAAAUGUCAAAUUAGAUAAAAUUGGCAUUGUUCACGGGACAAUUCUAAAUUUAAAUUCGGAUUAUCCUGUUGAAUUUCAGGAUACAUCAAAAGAAAUUCCGGAAUUUAUGCAAGAUGUAAAAUUUAAAUCAUUCGACUCAUUUCUUUCAGAAAGGGGAUACAACGUUUCGGAUUUGCCCCUUAAAAAUGAAUAUUUGCCUGUGAAAAUUGAAGUCGGGAAGAUGAACAAGAUACCUCAAUCAAUUGCGUUAAAACGCCAGCCAUAUAGACAUGUAGACCAUUUGGAGAUUAUGAAUACGGAGGAAAUACGCAACUUUGUAAAUUUUUGGAUGCAUGAUUGUGAAAUGCUGACGCAAAGAUGUGGAUGGAUGUAUGGCUACUACAUUGAAGAUGUUCACUAUCCCAUGGGAAUCCGCGCUGUCUGUGAAGCUAUUUAUGAACCAAUACAAACUGGGGACAUUGAGUCGGUUCGAAUUGAACCUGAUAAUUUUUUAAGUGUCGUUGACACUAUCGCAGAAAGACUUGGACUUGAGAGAAUUGGAUUCAUAUUUUCCCAUUUGCCCAGGGACAACUUUUUCUUGACUGCCCAGGAAAUAUAUGAUAUUGCUAAGAUUCAAAAUAGCAGGAUUGAUACGGGACAUUAUACUGGUUACAAUGCAUCCCAUCACGUUACUUGUACAAUAUCGCCCGAUGUAAAUAAUAAUGGAGAAUGUUCCCUAAAUGCUUUCAUGGUUUCUGAUAUGGGAAUGGCACUUGUGAGAGACGGCUUAAUCGACCCUAAACAAGACGAUAACCUUAAGAUUCAUUUGGUAAAUCCUAAUGAAUAUGUGAUCUUUCCGGGUGUACUUGAAGAGGGAACGGAGACCACUAGCUUUGACACUAGUUGGGUUUUGGUUAGAGUCAAUGAAUCGGCGCCCAUAACGCCUAAUUCAUUUUUCAAAAACUCGUUAUUUCAAAGGGAAAAUAGAGGGAAAGCGCCAAAUAUACAGGCGUAUUUUAUGAAAGCCAAUGGGGCGAAUGAUAACCCGAAAGAUGGGUUUGAUUCUCAUGUUUUAUAUAGCGAUUUUCAUCUACUAUUACAUAUCGCAAAAAAUGUAGAUAUUGACACGGCACUUGCGAUUUGUGAUUCUUUAAUGAAAGAGGAGCCAGUUGAUAAUCUUAUAAGACAAAUAUUAACUGCAUGA